Molecule: messenger RNA, 6685 nt
Organism: Malaya genurostris
Lineage: Eukaryota; Metazoa; Arthropoda; Insecta; Diptera; Culicidae
Gene: RhoGAP71E
Product: unconventional myosin-IXAb
Exons: 8
Coding region: 679-2769 (696 amino acids)
Biological process (GO): signal transduction
Molecular function (GO): GTPase activator activity
Source: RefSeq, a predicted model, not a curated record
UAAUGAGUGGUUAUAUAUUUUCGGUUCGUCAAAUCUUUACGCGUAUUGUGAAGUUUUGGAAUAAGAUGAGAAAAUAUCUAGUGCAAGCUACACACGGUUCGACGGAACGAGUUUAAUAUGUGAAAAAAGUAUCUAUUCGUGCAAACAAUGCAAAUGCACUUUUCUCAGCGCAGUGCAAACGAUCGUAAAUUGAUUUUUUUAUUGGAUUAGGUCUGGUGGAAAAUUUGUGGGGAAUUUUCACUUUUCGGAUCAAUGUGGAUGUACGGUGAGCUGUGAAAGCGGCGGAUGUCCAGAUUUUCUCAACAGGAAUGUCUUAGUGCCAAUCAGAAUAGAAAGAGAACUUGUUUUGUGUGAUUACUGGUGUAUGUGUGUUAGUGAAUACGACGGCGGGUAUUGUGUAGUUUUCUCAGUUGUAAAUUUACCACAGUGUACGUGCAGAAAAGAAACAUUUCCAAAUGUUUACAAAAGCUACACGGCGUUACCGGAACGAACAGGAGUAAAAGCUCUCUGUCUCUUCGUAGGCAGAAUUUGCCAUCUCCGCGCGCGGCAGCCAAACGUCAGCACACUUCUCAUCAGCGAGCUAUUAGUUUUCGUGUUUAGUAUUUAAACCAACCAACUGCCGCCUCCUUACGGGCACACCCUGCCCUCCUCCUGACGACUCAAACCUCAGACGAAAAUAUGUCCAGCUGGGCGCAACGAAUGCACCGUCGUGCGGCAACCCUCGGCAGUGUGGUUACCUCCUGUGGCCAUCCGGGUUCGCCCUAUCUGCAUCGGCUCGAGAAGGUCAAAUUCGGUGUCUCACUCGAUGAGGUGUGCAAAAAUGAUAUUCCCGGUCCUCUGUUGGUGCUGAUAUUGAAACUGAACAAGGAGGCUCCCUUCCGGAAGGAUGUUUUCCGUGCGCCCGGUCAUCAAGGCGCCAUGAAGAAAUUGAUUCACUUCCUACAGCAGGGCCGGUUGGUCAACGUGGAUAACUAUUCCGUGUACACGAUCGCCUCGGUACUGAAAAAGUUCCUCCGCAAAAUACCGGGUGGCGUGUUCGGGCGAGAUGGCGAAACGGAACUAUUCCAGAUUGUUGACAUCGAGGAUGAGCUGAUUCAGCAGGAGAAGUUGCACAAAUUACUAAUGUCACUGCCAGGCCACACACAACGCCUUCUGGUGUUACUGUUUGGUACCUUUCGGGUGAUAGCCAGCAAUUCGGAGCGUGCUGGUACGGGCAUGACUAGCGAGGCGCUCGGAGUCUCGGUGGCUCCAAGUUUUUUCCAAUCCUGCGUAAGCGACGGCAAAACUGCCCGGAUGGAGGACGUAAUGCGGUUUAAGGUGGCAACUAAGAUUAUGAAACAGAUGAUCGAACAGUUCGCAGCGUACGACCUGUUCGGGCGAGACAACUACGAGUACUACGCUCGGGUUACUGGUCGGGUCCUGCGGGUUCAGGAUGAGUGGAUCUGUUCGUUUCGCUAUCCACCGCCACCCAGGGGGAAAACUGCCCAGCAAAACUAUGCGUUAAAACUAGCUUUAGAAACCGAGAAAACCUGGCUCCAGUGUGAAUGCGAACGAUGGGGACUAAUCGCCCAGGAGGAAUCGCACUCGACACCGGCCCUGCUGACGACCGGUGGUCCCAACGUGUGCAACUCGGCCGUCUCCCUCGGUAUCAUUCCAGAGCACUCGCUGCUCGAAUCCUGUGCACGAUUGUCGGUGUCCCUCGAGGGUCCCGGCAUUUUUAACGUGCCGAAAUCGAGCUGUUCUUCGUCGUCGCACUCGUCCUCGUCAACGACCCGAUCCGGAUCGCAGCACCACAUGACCCUGGACGAACUACGAGCUGUCAACCGGUACGCCGAGAGUACCAAAAGUCUAUCCUACCUACCUCAGGUCCACGAACGGCAGGCGGCACGGAUGCGCACCCGAUCCGAAUGGUUUUUGGGAGCCCGCGGAGGUUCACUGGAGCUAUGCCAUGCACCCGACGGAGUCACCCUGAUGCAUACGCCGAUCGUAACGUCGACACCCAUCCCAGGCAGCAUCCUUGGUGGCGGUGCCGACAUCGCAGGAGGACCGGGACACGGACACCACCCGCACCAUGGCAUUAUCGUGGGAAACAUCGGUCUAAGCGCGUCGGCCGAGUCGGUGCACCAGGUGAAGCGGUCCAGCCGUCGUGGUUCCCGCCAUACCCACCUGCACCGGAGCUCGUCCCGGCGAAAUAAGGAAAAUGGCUCAUCACGGUCCAAUAGCUUCCGGAACAAGGUAUCGGCUGUGAAAUCCAGCGGCAACGGUUGUGUAGCGACAAGUACCGAUGUCACAAAUCUGGGGAACAACAACGGUAUCGAUGGUACCACGGUUAGCGAUUUAGUUUCGGCAAAGGAACACCACCGAAUCCGGAAACAGCGAGCUGUUUCAUUUGAGCAAACGUCAGCUCCUACGGGGACCACGAUAACAUCAUCAGCCUCCGGUUGUCCAGUUGUUGGGAUUGGCGUCAAUCAAAAAUGGCACGAGUUCAGCACUAAAUCAUUGGACGAGAAAAAACCACUCAGCAAGCAGAACAACUAUACUGCACUGAUCGAUGGGGUCGAUCUCCAGUUGGACAAUAGCACGAUCGCGGCUAGUGAAGGUUCUUCCGGUAUACCCCACUGCGACGGGGCCGAUAGUGACGGCGACUGGCACAUGGACCAUCAACCGCAUUCUACCGAUCUUGUUCCGGUCCAGAAACAGCAGCCUACUGCGAUCGACACAAUACCACACAGUUCGAUAUUACACCAUAUGAAGCCACCACGAAUAUGAUUCUAAGGUAAAUAGCAUGUUCAAGAGGAGUGACAGGGUUCAAGAUUCGCAAUUUUUUUAUAUACGCGUUUUGUAUAAGGAAGAACUGAACAUUACUGGGUGAAAAAAGUGAAAUAAACCUCGGCCGAGUUUUGUGCUGGUACUAUUGGAAAAGUUACGAAUGACAUUGAAUUUAUAUUUAUUCCUGUCUGUAUUGUAUUAUCGUGCUGUUGAAUCUAUUCUAAAUAACAAUAGUACCAGCACGUCUGUUUUGUUUCACACAUCACAUUUCUAUAGGAUUGGUAUAUACCAUGCCAAAUUUCGAAAAAGUCAUCCAAAAAAUCUAAUGGCGUUUUCGUUUUUAAUUUGCAAUACACCGGUGCAGUGCUACACUGAGGCAUCAAUAAACGAACACAAAUGACGAAAACAUAAACAGUAACCAUUGACUACAAUAAACGAUUCCAUUGCACAGAGCUACACCAAACUUUUGAUGAGUGCUACACCAGUGGUAUCGGUGCAGAAAAAGUGUAGCACUGGUGUAGUGCAAUUGGUAAAAACGAACGGUUUCAGUGCAGUUUUCGCUGCACCAGUGUAGUGCAAUUUAAAAACGAAAACGACAUAAGUAAACUAGAUUCGUACAAAAGUUAGAUAAUGCAAUGCGCGGUCUAAAUCGGCGUAUUAAAACGAAGGCCAAAUUUUACAGUUUACCAUGUAAGUGAAAAGCGGGAAGUGGAUUUCUUCCUAUUUAAAAUAAACACAUUCUACCAAUUCACUGUCGUUGACGUAGGAUAAUGGAUGGCGUUAGGAGAGUAUACAUAUGUAACUGUUAGGCUAGAAUAAACCGAUAACAAUUUUUUUGUAACUAGUACGCUGAAGAACCGGUAACAUUGUUCAAAGUAUUACAUGUUCUUUUGAAAUGAUUUCCGUUCUCAUAAACUUAUAAUACAAUCACUUAGUAAAGCGAUCAAACAGUCAAAAAUAAUACCAGUCAACGUGAGAAUGUUCAUCAUGAAGCUCGUGAAACUGAAAAAAAGAGAUUUUCUACAAUCAUAAUAUUCUAAUAGCAUUCUUAAGAACAAAUAUUGCGUAAAGCAGUCAGCAGUCAAUCAAAUACAGAUGAUUAGAAUAGGUUUAUGUGGUAAGAGAAGGAAAACUGUCACAUUCCUUAGUUGUAUAUGAUUAGCUUAAUAUAGCGAAAGCGAUAAUUCUAAUUGCUCAACCAGUGGAAAUCAUACACAGAAUGUAGAUUUUUCUCCAAUCGCUAAUAAGGUGCGGUAAUCACAUCUCACCAUAAAAUCCAAGCGAAAGUAAAUUUGUCGGACGAGAUGAUCUGAAAAACCACAGAACCAACGAGCUCUCAUCCAAUCGGACUCACUAUCCUUCACUCAUUUAUACAAUACGUGUAAGAAAAACUAUCACCAAAGAUAAAUUCAACUUAGAAGAACUACUUCGAGGGUCCUUGUUGAAGUUUGGUAUAAACGCAAUCGAUUUUAUCAUGUUCGCUAAGCCAUGGCAUGAAUCGAAUCUAAAAUUGCUUACAUAGUGCAAAGCUGGUGUACGGUAAAUCGUGUUUUUGACUCAAUCUUGUGUUACAGUUUUACGUUUUAUAACGACGGGGGAAUCGCAUCCAUUCAAAUCAUUACGAAGUCGAUUCGAAUGGAUUUUGAGUAAAUUCCAAACCAAGUGUGAUGUUGCCAGCGGGUGUAAUCUCCGUAUAAAAUUCAAAAUCACUCUACAGCUAGUAUUAAGAUACACCUGCUUAAAGUUUUUUUAAUAGUCUUUUCUCUCAAAUGUCUACUAAAAAUGUGCAAACCAAGAGCAUAGAUUUUGUUGGCUGUGAUUUGUGUUCGUCUUGCAUCGAAUUCCAGAGGUGUAACGCAACGGUCCGUGGUGGUGCUAUAAUUUUUAAUCUGCGUUUUGUUGAAAGCGAUUUUUUCUCAAUGUAAAACGAAUUUUCUAAUUUGAAUUAGAAUAUAAUAUUAAGUACUCAAGAUUUACUAGAGUCAGUUUCAGGUUUCUUAAAAAAGCGACUUAACAUUGUAUUUCACCCAAACUCGCAUGAUCGCGCCAAGUCUAAUGGGCGAAUAAUUUCCAUUCAUGAUUCCUUGUGGUCAUCAAUUCCGAAUAAAGAGAGAUAAGCCGUACUAAAAUUAAGGUUGUUUUUUCUUAUUCUUCUUCUUAUUCACUUUCUGGUCGUUUUCUUGCUGAUUUUUGGCAUUAGUUUUUCCUAUGAACUUUUUCUAAAUAAAUCCCUAUAUCUGAAAAAAAACAUGAUUCGGAUACCAAGAACUAGUCAUCGAUCUGUUCAUACUAAAACGUCAGUAUAAAUGGUUGUAAUUCGUUUAUACUUGCUUAGCAUCAAUGAUGAACUUUUUUUGUUUCAAUUAUAGAGGUUUUAACCUUAAGGUCAUUCGCCUCUUCGGACCAGGAAAUCUUUCUGAUCCUAUGCCGGGGUUGGGAAUCAAACCCAGACAGGCUGCGUGAAAGGCAUUGACUAUACCCGUCCCCGAUUCCUGGGCCUGAUGUGCAAAGGAUAACGACAUACGUCACUUAACUUUCUCUCUAACAUUUUCAUAACGAGAAAAUUUAAACCCACUUAUAACAUCAAAGCAAUUGGGUUAUCGAGCAUUCGAGUAAGUAUUUAUUACUCAGUCCGUCGAAAAGACAAUCCCUCCAGCGGUCAUACAACUCUACUUUGUAAGAUUGAUUAUCUUCGAAAAUAUCCGUUUAAAUAAGGACUGUGCUAGAAAAAAAUGAAAAACAGACAAAAAUUAUCAAAGAAGAUAUUGGUUAUAUUUUUGAAAAGUUAGCACUCAAUUCUGUGUAACACUUGCGCCAUCUUUUUGACAUACUUUUAUCCACUUCAAAUCCUUAUCGUUUUGAGGACCUGCUGCUUUUCGUAGCUUUCCCUUUAUAAACGCUUAGAACUUUUCUGUUGGGCGAAGUUCUAACGAAGUUGUCGUACCUUACCUUUUUUGGUACCAAAACAACAUUAUUGGCUUCGUACUACUCCAUCAACGGCUUCGUCUAACGGCACAAUACCAGAUCGAACAAAAACAAAGUGCCAUUUUCGUGGGACUGAGGGAAGGCAAACAAGUGCUUCUGGAAGCAAUCUCCUUUAUAUAUUUGUCCGUUGAUGAUGUCGGUCGUUGUGCACGACUUUCUGAAUUUACCGCACACACAGAUCGCCUACCACACCACUUAUUGGCGAUCUUCUUCUUCCGAAACUUCUCCGGAAUAUCCAGAUGAGACCUGCCGACGAAAAACAUCAGUCCGGGUACCUGCUUGGUAUCUACUUUAAUGUACGUCUCGUGAUCCUCGUUUAUUGGUUCGAUGAGAACUAGCCCUGAUUUUCCACUACCGCGCAUAAAAUUUUUUGUUGUAGCUUUUGUUGUUCGGAAGCCAUUUCGAUAACUACUUUAUAGAUCGUAACGAAAUUUUUUUUUUAAAUAGGAAAACAAACGUUUGACCCUUUUAAAAAGACAGUCAAGAAUAAUUUUGGAAAAAAAACAAGGUGUCAAGUGGCUUUUUUGCGACAAAAUCUACAUGUUCAGUUACAAUUCAUCAGUUACGACUGUGAUGAAUGGAGAACAAAAAAAAACAAAUAUUAAUUAUAGCUGACUAAACUGAUGAAUUGUUUUUUUGCUCACACGAAAGGUGAGCAAAACAAAUCAAAUCUAAUCAGAUUUACAAUUAACUUGUUCCAACUAAUAUGGAAGUUUCUAGAUCGUUCUGAAUCCUCAAAUAAAUUUCAAAUGAAGAAAAAACAUCACAAGCUACCUUUCUCUUGUAAAUUCUCAUUUAAACAUACAAAACGGCUGACUGCUAGAACAAAUACCUGCAAAUAACCUACACGUUAAAAUGGUCUUAUACACGUUCUGGUCUAGUUUUUGGAAACAAUUUUGUUUUGUGAGUAAACAUUGAAAAAAGUAAAAAA